Pteronotus mesoamericanus is the source of this 3573-nucleotide messenger RNA. RefSeq names its product doublecortin like kinase 2 (gene DCLK2). Gene Ontology annotation, biological process: intracellular signal transduction; protein phosphorylation; microtubule cytoskeleton organization. Gene Ontology annotation, molecular function: ATP binding; protein kinase activity. The transcript has 17 exons. The record is from RefSeq and is a predicted model, not a curated record. Bases 236 to 2581 code for a protein of 781 amino acids. NCBI's taxonomy places the organism in Eukaryota, Metazoa, Chordata, Mammalia, Chiroptera, Mormoopidae.
GCUGGACAAUGAGCCGGGCUGCUCAACGCUGCGGCCACUUAUAGGGGAACGUGGGCGGGCCGGCGGCUCCGCGGCUCCACCUGCGAGCGGAGGGCGGGAUGCCAGAGCCAGGUGUCCCGGCGCUCUAAGGCCCCGCACGGCCAGACGUCUCUGAGCUGGUUCUCGCCUUGACACUGGGCUACCUGCGGGUGUUGGCUGGGACGGCUUUCUGCGGGGAGCCCAAGGAGCAGCCUCGAUGGCCAGCACCAGGAGCAUUGAGCUGGAGCACUUUGAGGAACGGGACAAAAGGCCGCGGCCGGGGUCGCGGAGAGGGGCGCCCAGCUCUGGGGGCAGCAGCAGCUCGGGCCCCAAGGGGAACGGGCUCAUCCCCAGCCCGGCACACAGUGCCCACUGCAGCUUCUAUCGCACGCGGACCCUGCAGGCCCUGAGCUCGGAGAAGAAGGCCAAGAAGGCGCGCUUUUACCGGAAUGGGGACCGCUACUUCAAGGGCCUGGUGUUUGCCAUCUCCAGCGACCGCUUCCGGUCUUUCGAUGCGCUGCUCAUGGAGCUCACCCGCUCCCUGUCGGACAACGUGAACCUGCCCCAGGGUGUCCGCACCAUCUACACCAUCGACGGCAGCAAGAAGGUCACCAGCUUGGAGGAGCUGCUGGAAGGUGAGAGUUACGUGUGUGCGUCAAACGAACCAUUUCGUAAAGUUGAUUACACCAAAAACGUUAAUCCGAACUGGUCUGUGAACAUCAAGGGUGGGACAACCCGCACCUUGGCGGCUCCCUCCUCAGUGAAAAGUGAAGUGAAGGAAAGUAAAGAUUUCAUCAAACCCAAGUUAGUGACUGUGAUUCGAAGUGGUGUGAAGCCUAGAAAAGCCGUGCGGAUCCUUCUGAAUAAGAAGACUGCCCAUUCCUUUGAACAAGUCUUAACAGAUAUCACCGAAGCCAUUAAACUAGACUCAGGAGUGGUCAAGAGGCUCUGCACACUGGAUGGAAAGCAGGUUACUUGCCUGCAAGAUUUUUUUGGUGAUGAUGAUGUUUUUAUCGCAUGUGGACCUGAAAAAUUCCGUUACGCCCAAGACGACUUUGUCCUGGACCACAGCGAAUGUCGUGUCUUGAAGUCAUCUUAUUCUCGCUCCUCAGCUAAGUAUUCUGGAUCCAAAAGCCCUGGGCUCUCUCGACGCAGCAAAUCACCAGCCUCAGUAAAGAGGGGUGGCCACUACCCCAGUGCCUACUCUACAGCCAAAUCCCCAGUUAACGGAACUCCAAGCAGCCAGCUCUCCACUCCUAAAUCUACGAAAUCCUCCAGUUCCUCUCCAACUAGCCCAGGAAGUUUCAGAGGACUAAAGCAGAUUUCUGCGCAUGGCAGAUCUUCUUCCAACAUAAAUGGUGGACCUGAACUUGAUCGUUGCAUGAGUCCUGAAGGAGUGAAUGGAAACAGGUGCUCUGAAUCAUCGACUCUUCUUGAGAAAUAUAAAAUUGGAAAGGUUAUUGGUGACGGCAAUUUUGCAGUAGUCAAAGAGUGCGUGGACAGGUCCACUGGGAAGGAGUUUGCCCUGAAGAUCAUAGACAAAGCCAAGUGUUGCGGAAAGGAACACCUGAUUGAGAAUGAGGUGUCCAUCCUGCGCCGAGUGAAGCACCCAAACAUCAUCAUGCUUGUUGAGGAGAUGGAAACGGCCACUGAGCUCUUUCUGGUGAUGGAAUUGGUCAAAGGUGGGGACCUCUUUGAUGCAAUUACCUCAUCAACCAAGUACACCGAGCGCGAUGGCAGUGCCAUGGUGUACAACCUGGCCAACGCCCUCAGGUACCUCCAUGGCCUCAGCAUCGUGCACAGAGACAUCAAGCCGGAAAACCUCCUGGUGUGUGAGUACCCCGACGGCACCAAGUCUUUGAAGCUGGGAGACUUUGGGCUGGCCACCGUGGUGGAAGGCCCCUUGUACACGGUCUGCGGCACACCAACUUACGUGGCCCCAGAAAUCAUUGCCGAAACCGGCUAUGGCUUGAAGGUGGACAUCUGGGCAGCCGGCGUGAUCACGUACAUACUCCUCUGUGGAUUCCCGCCCUUCCGAAGUGAGAACAAUCUUCAGGAAGAUCUAUUCGACCAGAUCUUGGCUGGGAAGCUCGAGUUUCCAGCCCCCUACUGGGAUAACAUCACAGACGCGGCAAAGGAGUUAAUCAGCCAGAUGCUCCAGGUCAACGUUGAGGCUCGGUGUACCGCAGGAGAGAUCCUGAGCCACCCCUGGGUGUCAGACGAUGCCUCCCAGGAGAAUAAUAUGCAGGCCGAAGUAACAGGUAAACUAAAACAGCACUUUAAUAACGCGCUCCCCAAACACAACAGCACCACGACUGGGGUCUCCGUUAUCGUGAACACGGCUCUAGAUAAGGAGGGGCAGAUCUUCUGCAGCAAAUACUGUCAGGACAGUGGCCGACCCCUGAUGGAGCCCGCCUCUCCGGCUCCUCCCUCCGCCGAGCAGCCCCCUGUGUCCGGGGCGGCGGCCCCGCCCCCCGCCCCUCCGGAACCUCCCACGUGCCCCUGCCCUCCCGCCGCCGCAGCCUGUGAGCGGGCAGGGACCUGGCGCCGCCACCGUGACUGACCCUGGCGCACAGGCCCGAGCCUUGACUGCCGAGCCUCAGGCCGCCGGCACAGCCCAGGCUGCCUCGGUUCGCGCUCUGGGCUCUGCCCUGCAGCUCCCGGGGGGCCACAUGCAACCUCAGCUUUGGUGACAGAUAUUCAGAGCAGCUUGUUUUAAAUUAUCCUAGUUUCAGCUCAAUGGACAUUUUACAGCAUCAUCAGGAGAAUGUGCAACUUUUUUCCAGCAUUUAAUGCAUUUUUAUAGAAAUACUUUGGACGAGCCAAGACCUCUCCCUUACUUGAGGAAACUCCGUCUCCUUUUUUCUUACGAAGAACCUAGAGCUGCAUCUGCCCCUUGGUGGGUGUCCUGUGGGAGGUGACGUGGCACCUUCCUCUGCUGAUGGGGCUGGUGGACAACAGAAGAAACGAGCACCGAAGAGACAAUCGGCCGUCGGACACCAACCCCGCCCGGACGUCCCCGGGGCUCUCAGGCGCCGCCCUGGACUCGGCGGGGCUCACCUCAGACGGCACCGGGUAUUUAUUUGUACACGGACCGCGGGGAAGGUCACUUUCUUCCCAGACAGGGUGUGUUUCUCUCAACUCUUCCCACACUUGAAUUUCAAAUUUUAAUGAAGUCCUUUGGGCUUUUCCCUGGAAGGCCGGGCGCACGCGGCAUCGGCGGCGGCGGCGGCGGGCCAGCUCCGGGGGAGCGGGGUGAACCGGGCGUCCCGCGCGGCCCGGCCGGCUUUCCUCGCCCGCUGCUCGUCGGGGCGGCAGGCGCAGCAGCCCAGGAGACGCCCAGCACAGGCAGGACUGGGCCAGGGUGCUCCGCGCGACCCCCUCUGGUGUUAACCUUCUGGAAGGCUGCUGGCAGUUUUUCCUGUUUUCCACCACUCUGCUCUUUUUAAUAAUUGUACAUAAUAGUGUAUUUGUUUUACCUGCUCACCUUCUAAACUGGUGGGUCCUGUAGUUCCUUUGCAUUGUUAGAUUUUUGCCCCCUACGAGUGUACCCAA